UUAUUGUAUUUUUACAUGGAAUUGGCAGGACCAAGGAAUCCUCAAAUGCCCCAUCCUGGUGCCCCUCAAUUCCAACAUAAUGUUGCAGCUCAUCAGGGUUUGUAUCAAGGUGGAGAUCCUUAUUAUAACCCCGGCUGGCCCGGUCCAACUUCAAGUCCAAUGGGAAUUAGGAGCCCAUACCUUAUGCAUCAAGGUAGUCCAAACUUCGGUGCUGCACCUGGCAGGGGUCACUGGUUUAAUAAUAAUCCUAGUCCUGGUCCUCCUGGUACAUGUGGUGGUAGCCCUUAUCCUCCGUAUCAAGGUAGCCCUAACUUCAGAUCUCCUCCACAAGGAAGAGGUCACUGGUCCAGCAAUAGUCCCAGGCCUACCAGCCCGGGUCCUGGACGUGGAGGCGGUCCUAGCCCUAAUGUAGGAAGAGGGAGGGGUUGGUGGGAUGGCAGUAGGAUGAGCCCUAGUCCAGGAUAUUCUGGUGGAAGAGGAAGGGGAAGAAGCUAUUAUUAUGGUCAAGCACGGUCUUUCUACAACAAGUCCAUGGUGGAGGACCCUUGGGCAUCCUUAACACCUGUUAUUUGGCAAGGGGAGAAAGAGAAUGAUGUUAAAAGUUUCACAAACAACCGAGGGUAUUUUCAGAAAACUCCUACAUUUCAAAAACCUCCUAGUGCAAAAAAACCUCGGGUUUCAAAUCCUUUUGACGCAUCCAACUCGAAGAAGAGUGGGAGCCUUGCCGACUACUUAGCUGAAUCUUUUAAUGAAGAUGUUGAAGAAGAAUCAGCCAGUAUAUUAUAAUGCUGCUUUUUCAAUUACAGGGGGAUGUGGUAGCUUUGGUAGGCCUAACUUCAGAUCUCCUCCGCAAGGAAGGGGGUCACUGGUCCAACAUUAGUCCCAGCCUCCCAGGCCUCCUGCCGCUGGACCAGGACUUGGAGGUGGUCCUAGCCCUAGCGUAGGAAGAGGGAGGGGUUGGUGGGAUGGCAGCAGGAUGAGCCCUAGUCCAGGAUAUUCUGGUGGAAGAGAAAGGGGAAGAAACUGUGAUUAUAGUUGAGCACGGUCUUUCUACAACAAGUCCAUGGCGGAGGAUCCUUGGGAAGACUUAACGCCUGUUAUUUUGCAAGGACAGAAUGGGAAUGAUGUUAAAAAGUUUUGCAAAUAACCGAGGGUAUCUUCAGAAAACUCCUACAUUUCUAAAACUCCAAGUGCAAAAGCUCAGGUUUCAGAUACUCUUGACGCAUCCAACUCAGAUAGCUGAAUCUUUUAAUGAACUGUUGACGAAGCAGCCAAAAAAAUAAAUAAAAAUAAAAUAAAAUUACAGGGGUCUCUUUGGAGGUUGAGUUUGGCUCCUCCUACUGGAUAGGAUUUGAUAAAUACUGUAGUUUUCAGUAGCUUAUGGAAUUUUUUUUUAAUAACAAUUAGCAUUAGCAAUGUACGAAAAUCUAAUGUAUUAACCAUUCAAAGUUUUUGGAAGAAUACUGGCAAUGGUAAUUCUCAAUCGGGAUUUGUUAAA
Messenger RNA from Chenopodium quinoa (quinoa), 1498 nucleotides. RefSeq names its product translation initiation factor IF-2-like. The transcript has 4 exons. NCBI's taxonomy places the organism in Eukaryota, Viridiplantae, Streptophyta, Magnoliopsida, Caryophyllales, Amaranthaceae. Bases 16 to 786 code for a protein of 256 amino acids. The record is from RefSeq and is a predicted model, not a curated record. Gene Ontology annotation, biological process: mRNA splicing, via spliceosome; miRNA processing.